CGUGAAGUAUGGCAUGCAAAGAUGGUUUCUGCCAAGGAGCCAGCCAUCGCCAUGUCCUCGGGUCUCUCCAUCGCCCUCCUGCACUGCCUGUGCCUGGCGACGUGUCUCACCGGGCCGCCAGGGCAGAGCAAAAAAGAGGAGAAAUUGUGGCCGGAGAAUUUCACCAGCAUCCUGAACAGCCUCCUGGAUGGCUAUGACAACCGGCUGCGACCGGGAUUCGGGGGUCCUGUUACUGAAGUCAAAACAGAUAUAUAUGUCACCAGUUUUGGACCUGUUUCUGAUGUAGAAAUGGAAUAUACAAUGGAUGUCUUCUUCCGUCAGACAUGGGUAGACAAAAGAUUAAAAUAUGAUGGCCCUAUUGAAAUUUUAAGACUUAACAACUUGAUGGUUUCAAAGGUGUGGACUCCUGACACUUUCUUCAGGAAUGGGAAAAAGUCUGUUGCACAUAAUAUGACAGCCCCAAAUAAACUCUUCAGAAUCAUGAGAAAUGGCACCAUCCUGUACACAAUGAGGCUUACAAUAAGUGCAGAGUGUCCCAUGAGAUUAGUGGAUUUUCCCAUGGAUGGUCAUGCUUGUCCUCUCAAAUUUGGGAGUUAUGCUUAUCCAAAGAGUGAAAUGAUUUAUACCUGGACAAAAGGACCUGAGAAGUCAGUGGAAGUUCCUGAAGAGUCUUCCAGUUUAGUUCAGUAUGACCUGCUUGGGCAUACGGUAUCCACUGAAACCAUUAAAUCUAUUACAGGUGAAUAUAUUGUUAUGACAGUUUACUUCCACCUGAGACGGAAAAUGGGUUAUUUUAUGAUUCAGACUUAUAUCCCAUGCAUUAUGACCGUGAUCCUUUCUCAAGUUUCAUUUUGGAUAAAUAAGGAAUCUGUUCCAGCUAGAACUGUGUUUGGAAUAACCACAGUGUUGACAAUGACGACACUGAGCAUCAGUGCAAGACACUCACUGCCAAAAGUAUCCUAUGCUACUGCCAUGGACUGGUUCAUAGCGGUCUGCUUUGCCUUUGUGUUCUCUGCUCUUAUUGAGUUUGCUGCUGUCAACUAUUUUACUAAUAUUCAAAUGGAAAAAGCCAAAAGGAAGACAGUAAAAUCCCUUCUUGAAUUUCCAGUUGCUCCAAUACAAAGAGAAAGAAGUACAGAAGAGACACUCAUGAGUACAGAUGCCAAUUCAAAUGUGAGGAAAAGAACGAAUGCCAUGGUACAGUCUGAAGCUGAUGGUGGGAGCCGAAUUGACACAAGGCACAGCUCCAUCCAGCCUCCCUCUGUAGCUCAGGGGUCUUCUGACAUUACACCCCGCUCCCUUUCUGCAUCAAGUCCCAACCCUUUCACACGCAUCAAUGCAUCAGAGACAUUAUCUUCUGCAAGAGCUACCCCUCCAGCUCCUCCUUCUACCCCAAUUUUAACUGGAUUUGUAUCCCAGCAUGCCACAGCUGGAUCCCCUUCCAUUCAGCACUUGCUUGGAUCUAGACUGGAGCAGAUUCAGACCACCACACCUAAUACAUUAGGAGCAUCUGCAAAGCCAUCUGCUGUCACACCACCUGCUCCCCCCGCCUCCCACUCUGGCACGACUAGCAGUGAACCAUCACUCUCUUCAGACAGACUACUCUGGCUACACAGAACUUGCCUUUGGGAGGAACAUGCACCUGAAACAAAGGCAGAGGUGCACAGCUGUGCAGUGGAACACAUCUUGACUGCUAGGAGUAUGCAUGUUGAUUAUUACAAAUCCCUGAGGCACCCAGCGCUGCUGUCUGGACACAGCAUUGCAUUCUCGGAGUGCAAGGUCCAUGUCUUGAAUAUUUUGAUAGUGCUUGCUAGAAAAGGACUUUCCCUGCUAGAUUAAAAUUGGCAGAAUGGGAGGAAGAAAAGGAACAGUGGAAAAAGAGAAGGGAGUCCAGCCU
This is a messenger RNA of Gymnogyps californianus (California condor), 1897 nucleotides long. It is a transcript of the gene GABRA4, whose product is annotated as gamma-aminobutyric acid type A receptor subunit alpha4. The record is from RefSeq and is a predicted model, not a curated record. Gene Ontology annotation, cellular component: synapse; postsynapse; GABA-A receptor complex. NCBI's taxonomy places the organism in Eukaryota, Metazoa, Chordata, Aves, Accipitriformes, Cathartidae. Gene Ontology annotation, biological process: gamma-aminobutyric acid signaling pathway; signal transduction; synaptic transmission, GABAergic. The transcript has 10 exons. Gene Ontology annotation, molecular function: benzodiazepine receptor activity; transmitter-gated monoatomic ion channel activity involved in regulation of postsynaptic membrane potential; inhibitory extracellular ligand-gated monoatomic ion channel activity. The coding region runs from base 22 to 1839 and encodes 605 amino acids.